AUGUCCUUCUCUGUUUUAUCUGUUAUCCGAAAAGCUGCACUUGAGUUAUCAAGAGGUGACAGUGGCAUAGAUAUGCUCGGCAAUCAUAAUCAUUACUUAUUAUUGUUUCAAUGCAAAGAUCUUACUAACAAAGUCAAAGUUGAUUAUAUCUGA
This is a messenger RNA of Dentiscutata erythropus, 153 nucleotides long. The record is from the annotation of a GenBank genome assembly. NCBI's taxonomy places the organism in Eukaryota, Fungi, Glomeromycota, Glomeromycetes, Diversisporales, Gigasporaceae.